Molecule: messenger RNA, 8928 nt
Organism: Osmia lignaria (orchard mason bee)
Lineage: Eukaryota; Metazoa; Arthropoda; Insecta; Hymenoptera; Megachilidae
Source: RefSeq, a predicted model, not a curated record
GGCAUCGUUUCGGUAUCAUUAAACGCAAUUGACAUCUGCUGACUGGCAGUUGGUUGCCAACUGGUUGCUCGACGAUGGCUGGUGGUACCGUGCGCCAUAGUAUUUGCAGUUCCUUCUCCUCGAUGUUUGAUCGAUCUGCUUGCCUACCCUUAACGUUAUCCUAUUUCUACCCGAUAACUAGCUUGUCCCGCGAAAACCUCCACCUUCGUCGAGCUUAAACGUCCCUAUUAUACUGCCAUUUCAGGCUACUCGCGUGAUCUUUGCCAAUAUUAUAGGGAAAACUUUGUUUCCACGUAACCGAUCGUUUCGUUGAUGGAAUAUAAACUUUGGAUCCUGUACGGUUUAUUGGAAUUGAUGGAACUUAAAAGCGACAGUGAAUCGUGGGUCUUGUUUGCGAUGGUAUCGGCCGUUGAGAUUGGAGGGAUCAAUUAUGGGUGAAGGCGAUUCGAUGUUGUCGAUGGAUCGAUUGGAGAUAACGAUCAAUGAUUAUCCGAGCUUCUUCUCUUUAUUGCGGUGUAAAAUAUAAAAAUAACAGAUGAAUUUCCAAAAAUCCCAACACUCUUAUAUGAAAAGCGGUCUCUGAAAACCUGUUAAUCCAGUGAAAACAGGUGAAAACGUAAGAUCGGAAGGAGCUUGCGGUGCUGGAUUUUUCCCUGGCGCAUUUUUUGUCAGUCUGUUUUGCAAGCGAGGGGUGGCUCUUUCUCUGUCGACAGUGGGUGUCGAUAUUAGGGGUAGCGAGAGGAGUUGGAGAGGCCGAGGAGGGUAGUGGAUUUGGGGGUUGGACCCGUGUCGAGGUGGGGCAAAGGUGACCCCCGCGGAUCAAUACCGACCCUGGUUCGGCGCCUACACCGUACUCCAACCACCGAUGUUCUUGUAUUUCCUCUCGAAAUCGAACCACAUUUCAUACCUUGUUCUCCAAGAAAAUUUACUUGAAACCUUCAUAAUCAUUCGUCAUUGAAUUUCCUUGGAAGGAAGUCGAGUCAGUUUCUUGGAAACACGUGGUAGCGUGUGCAAUCCAAUUUUCCUACGCGUUUUCACGAGGCGCGAAAGUAGCUGGCGUUCGAGCGAGCGUAACGGAGAACGCUUGAAACCGUUCAUUGGACGAGGAUGAUGCAACGAAGACGCCAGUCGAUUACUUCACUGCUUUCUCUUGUUCCGGAUAAGCGUAAUAUCGUUCAGGAUUAGAAAUGGUAUCGAGGGGCGAGAGGUGAAACGAGAUGUUUCGCGAGCGUGACGAGCACGAAGGGCGUCUCGUGCUCGCCGGCCUGUUUCUCUUCUCCUUCGACGCGGCAAAUUAAAUUCGAGCUUUCUCGAGCGUGUCUCCUGUUUCUCGCGAGCCUAAUAACUUAUUCCUUCGACCCGUUGAUGAUUAAUUUACCAGUGUUUCGCAAUAGUUCAGAAAGUAAGAGUAAAGGUGCAGAGCGUCGAACAGCGUAAAGCUCUUGAUACCGUGUAAGCAGGGACAACGGUGCGAAUUAAUGUCGAUUUAUUAUUCGUACUUGGUACAUGCUUGUUGUUGAAAUAUUGUUGCAGUUCGGCGCGAUUUUAUCUGGAAAGAUAUUAUAGAGAUUGCAACACGUGUACCGGCGUACAUGUGUUGUGCAUGCGAUAGAGAAAGAUACAGGGGAAUUCGAAUUAAUGGAGAUAGAACUGCCACGGAUGGCAUGUGAUUAUCGCAUUGAUUGCCAUUGUAAAUUCACCGAAAUUUCUAAUUAUAAUUGCGGAUAUUUGAAUGCCUAUUAUCAGAAUGUUCUACCAUUCAAACGCGCUAUUAUUCAAGCAGUAUAUCCCUGUAGAGUAGUACAGCGUGACGAAAAUGCUUGGAGUGAUUGUAGCAGCGGAUCUUUAAUAAUAAUUAUUUAAGUAUAAUGCUUCCAUAGAAGUUGAAUAGCGUGCGCAAGAAUGAAAGUCUGGAUAAAAGCUUGUACAAUUCAUUGUCAUUUAUCGGUAGUUGGGUUAUUUCUUCUAAAAUAUUCUAUGACAAAUGUAAGAAAAGCGGGAGGUCUUAUUGAAAUUUCAUUUACGAUAGAAUUUCGGCGCUUUGAAAAGAUUCCAAAUUUAAUUGGCAAUCGUGAAAUUGAGCAAUCUAAAUCUUGAAACUCCGCUUCUUAGAAUCUAACGUUCAAGUUUCUACCUCGACGGCACAGAUUUUUCCUUUUCUUUGACAAUGACGCGAUUUCUCAAGGGUUCUCUACGACCCUCCGGAGAUCUUUUGAGAACUUAGCAACGAAGAAAGAGGAUGUUUGCCUUCGAAGUAGGGUAAAAACCUAAUUUGUCGACGUCGCAGCUCGUUCCAGAAGUUCUCUAACGAAUUUCAGUAGCAUCCACGAACCAGCUCAACCACCAACGAGAAUAUUGAAUUAAAGAAAAAAAGUAAAGGAAGUGAAACUUCAAACUUCCAUUAAAAAUUCUUUUUUAAAAAGGUUCGCGAGAUCAGAAUUUACUCUUCUGCUGAAUUUUUCGUGGCAGAUUUUUUUCAACGAGAGUAAUAAUCUCGAGCAUAACCGAAUCGACCGGAUCCAGGAUGUCAGUGUCCGGUGUCCGCGGCCGGAAGUGAGCUGUGGCGAACGGAUACAGCUAGUCACGUGUCUCGUUGCGUGGUAUUACGUCACGAGAACGAGAUGAAAAAAGGGCAGCUGGAAAAAUUGAGUACCAUCCUUGUACGAUAUAUUUUAGGAAUUUAAAGCCAUUUUUACAAGCUUGGUACGAUUGAAUCUGCAUCGAUCGUGUUUUAUUUAUCGAUUUCCCGUGGAUCGUUUUCUAUUCGUUUGUUUUCAUUUCCGUGUUUUCAAGCAUGAAACUGGUGAAGAAUUAUGAGAAAAAAUGUGGCUGUCAUCGAAGGGAGAAUCUGUUCGUUUCUCUGACAAGAUUGAAAGUAGAGGAGGAAGAAUGUCGACAGUUCGAGGUCGAUUCAAAGUACAAAGCGAAUCGUUGCGUGAGCGGGGGCGGUGGCCGCGGAAACGGUGCGACUGGCGGUACCGGAGGCGGUCUAGGUAACGGAGGCAGCGGCCGCGGAGGCGGCGGGGGCGGCAGCCCCGGUAGGGGCGGAGGAGGAGGAGGAGGAGGCGUCGGCGGAGGCGGCGGCGGAGGAGGCGGAGGAGGAGGAGGAGGAGGAGGAGGUCGCGGUGGAGGAAUAGACGGUGGCGCGGUGCCUGCUGCAGCACCACCGACCGUCGGCCAUUACCACCACCACCACCACCAUCACCAUCACCAUUAUCAUCAUCUCGUCACCACGACCACCACGACUAACACCACCACCACCACUGGCGUCACCAGGCAUCUUAGGCACAAGCUACCCCUCGGCAAGCAGUGCCUCGAACACCGUCAUCAGCACCGGCAUCACCAUCGGUCCCCCUAUCGGGCCUUAAACAUGGGCCAAAAGAUUUCAGGCGGCGUGAAAAGCGUGACACGCGAGGCUGCAGCUGGAACAGUCGGUGGAGUGAGCGUCGGCGGUGGCGGCGUGGUAGCGUAUAAACCAGUGGUACCCAGAGAGCUGGCGCAACAUUUCGCAAGGCCACCACGGCUCGAUGUUCUGUUCGACAUGCCACCCGCCUCGCGGGAGACGCAGAUUCAUCACAGCUGGAACGCCAACGAUCGUAGCCUCAAUAUAUUUGUCAAGGAUGACGACAAGUUAACGUUUCAUCGGCAUCCCGUGGCCCAGAGCACAGAUUGCAUAAGGGGGAGGGUGGGAUACACGAAAGGUAUGCACGUAUGGGAGUUGUUUUGGAGCACGAGGCAAAGAGGCACGCAUGCCGUGGUGGGCGUCGCGACGGCAGAGGCACCGCUUCACAGCGUCGGUUAUCAAAGCCUGGUCGGCAACAACGAACAAAGCUGGGGUUGGGAUUUAGGUAGAAAUAAACUUCUUCACGACUCGAAGAACAAUACCGGUAUCACGUAUCCGGCCUUACUCAAACCCGACGAAACGUUCAUCGUUCCUGAUAAAUUCCUUGUGGUCCUGGACAUGGACGAAGGUACGUUAGCGUUCGUCGUGGACGGUCAGUACCUUGGCGUUGCGUUCAAAGGACUCAGAGGCAAGAAGCUACACCCUAUCGUUUCUGCUGUGUGGGGACACUGCGAGAUCACGAUGAAAUACAUCGGUGGACUUGAUCCCGAACCUUUGCCCCUCAUGGACCUCUGUCGAAGAGUAAUUCGGAAACGAAUCGGCAAGGAGAAGAUAGAAGAAAAGGUGAACGCUUUGAGCCUACCGUUAGCAUUGAAAACUUACCUCCUGUAUCGCGACAGGAGGUAACCACCGAACGGUAUCUUAAAGGAAACCACCACGAUCGCGAUUGUGAACACCACCGCGCUAUUAUUAUACCGUUGCCACCACGACGCACAGGGGAACGCCCGCUACCCCGUCGCCAGCCACCGAGCACAACAGCCCAUAAGCCGCUUCUACGAUCUAUGGUGUUUGUAUCCGUGUCGUCAGGAUAAUAAGUCAAGACGAGCAACAACAACGUCACGAUACCUAGCUUGGUCGAUGAUUCGUACCUUGUUCUUGUACUCGUGUUCGUUAUACUCGUCGUCAUCGUUGGCAUGCUCAUCGUCGUCGUCGUCGUCGUCGUCGUCGUCGUCGUCGUCGUCGUUGUCAUGUUCAUUAUCGUCGUUGUUGUUAAUAACCUGAUCGUUUAUUCGUCGUUGUCGUUCUUGGAUACGAUCGAACGACGCUUUCACACGGGGACAAGAAAAGAAGAACAUAAAAAACGCGGAACACACGCACGAGCCGGUUAUAUAAAUAUAUAUAUUGUAUAUCGGGUCUAGCUAAUUAUUUAGGUGAUAUUGUUGUCUUGUGUUAAAACGUCUUGCACGAUUAAAAUCGUGACGAAGUCUUUAUUGAUUGUUAAAUAAUUGAAACAGAGCACGGUACUCGUAUGCGAUUUGGGGUAUCAUCUCUCUUUUUUUAGUUCGAUAGCUUUUUCGCGUAUUUUCGCUCGACGCUGGCUUGUCUGUCUGUUUGUCUAUUUUCUCCUUUGAAUUGUUGGAAAAAAGGAACGCGUUCUGUGUGUGGCGAAGAAUACCGGAUGGAAGAUCGAAGAUCCAGAUUUAAUAUGGGCUAUAGAAGAUACGCGCGUGGCUUGAGCGAAGGAUGAAAAUCAAUGAAAUGAUCACGAAGAAAAAAUCAACGAACAGCGCUUCAAACAGAGUUGGCCAGUAAAAAAAAGUAACGCGUUAGACUUAGUUAGAGUCUGAAGGCUGAUACAGGCAACGUUUCGAUGAUUAGUCAAACAAUGGGUAGCGGGCUCCUUCUAGUCCGGCCACUGCGCGAAUAAUUAAUCACGAAGACGAUGAACAGCAGCAACAGCAAGAAAAUUAAACGAUGUAUUUAGAGCGAAGAGAAAUUACCGAAGCGGAUUCUUGAGUGGAGAACAAUUUGUCAGAUAGAAGAAAUGUGUACAGUGAUGUAAAAGCCAGCCGAUUCGAACAGCCACCUUCCAAUAGACUCAUUUUUCAAGUAUUUUCUAAGCAUGCUAGAUCUAACGAAAAAAGAAAAAAAAUUAUAGUGAUGUGUAUGAAUCGUGGAUGGACACGCGAUGUCGAACGAAAGGGAGAACGUCAAGAUGAUUCGUUUUAAUGAACGCGCCUCCCGAAUUUACGUGUUCUUCUUCUUUUUAUUUUCUCUUCUGUUCGUUAGAGAUCCCGCAAACGAUACGUAUCGUAGCCUAGAAACAAAUUGCAAACGAAGACAACGGUCAAUGAAAUGCACCACCUUCGAAGGGUUUGAUUUUGAACCAGCAGCGAGAGACAAACACGAAUUACCUCGAAUUAUGUUAAUUGAACACGAUCGAAACGAAGAUUAAACGUACGUAGUUAAACUUUAGGGCGAGCAAACGAACGAAUUACCACGGGGCAUAUGGCUGAGAAAUAUUCCAAACACGAAUUAAAACUGUCGACAGAGAUAAAAACGAUAGCUGCGACACAGUGUAUAUGUGUGUGUACGCGCGCGCCCGCGUUUAUACGCGUAUUAUUCGAUACGAACUACGGCGACGAUCCAGACGAUCAUUACUGAGGAUGAUGAUAACGAUGAUGAUUAUGAUAAUGAUGAUAAUGAUGAUAGCAAACGAUUAUAAACGGGCGUGUUGCUACCUAUAACUAUUAGCAUGACAAAUUAUGACUGGUCCCUAGUAACUCUUUAAUCUUACGUUUGUCGCUUAAGUUUAAUGAUAAUGUGCCGAUAUCGGCGAUGUCGAUUUGUACAUAGGGUAUAAUUAUAAUAAUGAUAAUAAUAAUUAUAAUAAUAAUAAUAAUAAUAAUAAUAAUAAUAAUAUCUAUCGGUACAACAAUGAAUGUAUUGUGGGUAGUGAUUGUAUCCAAGACCGUAAGAACGAACCGAAUGCGAGAGAAGAAAAAAAAAAAUCAAUUUUAUCGUCGUGCAAAAUGCAGAAGCAAAAAACGCUGUCGUAUUCUUCUUAUUCGAUUUUAAACAAGUUUUUAAGUUUAUUGCAUGAUACCACGCAUUGUUGUUCAUUCUCCUCGACCGAGUUCCAUCGGGACUCGCAUCAAGAACGCGUCUUCCAAAUUGCCUGAUCGAACACACACACUAACACACACAUAUACUUGUUCAAUUUUUACGAUUUUCUUUUAUCUCUCUCUCUCUCUCGCUCUCUUUGAAACGUACCAUAGAUACAAUUAAGAAUCAGUUUUGCUAGCAAUUCCCGAAAGACACGCACGAUCUCGCAAUCGGCAACCGUUGCAAGUAUCUUGCGGUCCUCAAUACUACGCACACCCAAUUGCUGUCUGUUAGCAAUGUUCGCCUUCGUAAUCUUUGCUCGAUUCUUGAACGGAGAUGUAGAGCAAAAUAAAUAGAAAGAUUCGCGGUGAAUCAAAGAGUAGGAGGAGGAGAUAUGAGCGAACGAACGAGCGCCGCGAUUAUGCGAAGCCAAUCGAGCAGAAACAAAACGCUUUGUCGACGGUCGUCGUCGAAAUGAACCGGUUAACGUCACCACGGCAGAUUACCGCGUGUGUUUUAUCGACGUCUCUUCUCGUCGCGAGAAACUGCUCGAAACCCUCUCUCGAUUUGCCGACGAAAGCAGAGAAAAAUGAAGUAAACUCUUCUCGUUUGCAUUAAGAAGAAGAAAAAAAGAUGUUUCCGGGUAGAAUUAAACAGACAAAGCACGUAAAUAAGCGAGUAAAUCGUAUUAAGGGUUAAAGAACACACCACACACAUACACACUUGUAGAAAAGAUACAUACGAAGUUACGCAUUGUGGACGCGCGUUUUAAAAUGAAAGUGAGAAAGAGAAAGAAAGGGAAGAAAGUGAGAUUUCACAGGCGCAGAAAAGAUGGUACACUUUUCUUUUCUGUGGAAUACACUUUCCAUCUAUUGAUAUCGUCGUGUGCUGUAACUAUUCUCUAUUUUAUUGUAAUACGAAUGAAUCCCUUUUUUUUUUUGUAUUUUUCAUUUUUCUUUGUGCGCGUGCCACGUUCCAAGCAUGAGACAAGGACAAAAAAAGAAGAGUAUAUAGCGUUUAGAAUGUUGUAUAUAUUAUUAAUUAAUGAUUAAUAUUAAUAUUAUUGUAUCGGCUCCGAUAGUUUAAUUGGUGAAUAUCACGUUAGUCGGCAUAAUUGUGGAUUCUGUUUUUUUCUACGAUAGGGAAGACGAUCUAUAUUAUAUUACGCGAUCGAUCGAUUGACAGUGUUUUGGAUCGUGAAAAAUUAACCGGGCGGAUUUGAAUAACGUUUAUUUUUUUUUCGCGUGAGAAUAUUUUAUUCAAAAUCGUUAUCGAUAUUUCGAACGGAGCAUUGAUAGAUUACGAGGCGAAUAAAGCAAGUGAAAAGCAACGAAACGUAUUUUAAUAUCGACGCGUAUUGAUUUUUUUCUUUUUAAACAUCGUUUUAUCUCGUCUAGUAUAUAACUUGUUUUAUUUUUUUAUUUUCAAAGAGUUUCUUGUUUUGUUUUUCAUUUAAUUUUUGAUUUUACUUGCCCCUGUCAUUUGCGUGAAUUACUUCGCACGUAAAAUUGUUUGUUUUAUUUUUUUAUUUUUCAUUGUAAUUGAACGACACCUUUCCGGGUCGAAUCGACUUUACAUCCAUUCGAUAACGUAUUUUUAUUUGUAGCUCGACACGAGGUUCGAUCGACCCAAAGACGCGACCGAGUUUCACUCGAUCAAUUUUUUUUUUAUAAUUAAAUUUUCAAUUUCAUUGACACUUUACGAUUUCUUUAUGUCUUCGAAUCAGCGAAUUUUUAUGUAGAGAACUAUCACAUUCUGAAUUAUCAAGACGUUAAAUAAUUACUGAUUGUGGGAAUACGUUUCAUUUUCCAAUCUAUACUUUCCGCUCAUUACCUUAAUCAUAGAUAACCGAUCACUCGAUCGGUCGAUCGAUCGUGCGACACGAAAAGUACAGUAAAAGCCUUUUUGCUCAUCAUCAUUGAAGUUGAAUGCGACGACGUUCGAUUCGUUCGCAUCUGUCGCGAGAAAACGAAAUGAAGAAAAAGAAAAUCAUAGAAUGAGUGUCUCGAAAUGUUUUUUCGCGAACUGACUGCCUGUUGUGCAAACAAAAAAAAAACUACGUUGCCUCGACAAAUGUGUCUAAUUUAUUGACGACGCGAUUAUUAUCAGGACCUUUAAGCUGCGUGCAAGUGAUAACGAAAGAUAACCGCGUGCGUGUGCGUGUGUUGACAAGAGAAUGAGUGAAGAGAAAGAGAAGGGGGAGAUCUGGUAUACCGGGUGGUCUUCGAUAAAAUUCGUUCUUUCUCCGUUAAUUUUUUUUUUUAAACAAACGAACUUGCGAAUUUUAGCUGAAAUUUUAGAUAACACGCGAUAAUUGUCGCGUCAGUCGACAGGGGAUGAAAGAAACUGAUGUUAACGAGAGACCAUUUCCGGGAGAUCCGUCUUCGCGAGCGUGUCUCACGCGACGUUCUUCUUUUCCUCUUGUGUAUUUUGUUUCUCCGAGAUAAAAAAAUGAAAAAAAAAAAAAUAAUAAUAAUAAG